Messenger RNA from Mugil cephalus (flathead mullet), 1309 nucleotides. It is a transcript of the gene saysd1, whose product is annotated as SAYSVFN motif domain containing 1. NCBI's taxonomy places the organism in Eukaryota, Metazoa, Chordata, Actinopteri, Mugiliformes, Mugilidae. Bases 394 to 903 code for a protein of 169 amino acids. The record is from RefSeq and is a predicted model, not a curated record. The transcript has 2 exons.
AUUUGGGAAUGCUGGGAUCUGUUUAUCCAGAAUGUCAAAAUAACUGUAACACAACGUAAAAAUAAUAUAUAUAUAUUUAUGGUCUGUAGUCUCAAUGUAAUUACCACAAAAUGUACAAUCCGGUAUUUCCAGUAGGUGGCGGUAUUGCACCUUUAAGUUGUUUGCUGGCCGCAAUUUAAACCCAAAAGAAGAAGAUGAAGUAAACAGAGUAGCAUGGUGGUGAAAUCUUAAGAUGUGGCGAAAGAUGCAGGUUAAAGCCGAAGACAGAUCCAUUUAUUACAUUUAAACGUAUUACGGAUUCGUCUGCAUCUAAUCCGGAGCAGUUAGUAAGUUUUGAAUGAAUAUAUAUUUUUACCACGUACAACCAAGUGACGUGGUGGAGUUUCGAUAUCGAUGGAGCAGAAGCUCGCAGAGUUCAGAGCCAGACGACAGGCAGAAAAUGCCCUGAAAAGGCGUCAGGAUGUGGAUUCACAGUCCGGAGAAGCGGCGGAGACGGAGACAGUGACGGCAUCCAGUCAACAGCCCGAGGAGGAGAAGACGGAAAACAAGCAAGCUGUGACCCAGGGCUCCGAAAGCCCGGACCGUAGAGACUGGGUACUGGACAGCGCUCUGGGAAGGUGGUUGUCCUCGAGGCAGUUCGUCAUCUCAAACCUCUUUCUGCUCAAAGUGCUUCUGUGGCUGGUUCUGCUGGGUUUAUUUGUCGAGCUGGAGUUCGGCUUGCCCUUCUUUGUCAUCUCUCUCUUCUACUGGCUCUACGAGGGACUCCGCAGCCCGGCGCCCCGCCAGCCUGGAGAACUGAGCGCUUAUUCAGUCUUCAACCCAGACUGUCAGCCUCUGCUGGGCUCCAUCACUGCAGAACAGCUGGAGGGGGAAAUGGGUUACAGACCUCUUGCUAACAGAUGACGUACUAGUGAUUUUUUUUUUUUUUUUUGCCCAUUCGAAAAAUAUACAUACGGUCAUUUCACAUUAAAUUGUGAUUUGUUUAUUUGCACCUUUAUUUUUCUUUUGUCUUAAAAUCACAGAUACUGGACACAACAUAAUAUGGGGAAAGAGGGAAAUGUCAAACACUGUGUAAUCAGCAAGAUUGGCGGAAAUAUCAAUGAUACACUGUUAAAGAUGUUAUUCAUGUCGAACAUGUACCCCAGUUCAUUCUGCUCUUAUCAAGAAGUGCAUUAAAUGGCGAAAUGACGACUGAACUUGAGUCAAAUACACUAAAAUAAUGAACAUUUUUUUUCACAUGAGAAAAAAAAAAUGUUUGCUGUAAAUUAAUUUACAAGUAUUUACAAAUUAAUAAAUAUUUUUAAACUUU